ACCUGCUUGGUGUAAAGUUGUGCGAACGAGGGCUCUCAUUGCGUUGAGUGGAAGUCCUAUAAAUCUCUGUUAAUUGCUAUAAGGAGAGAUAUUUCCUUAUUUUCCUGCACCAGCGAAUUUUUAAAGAUCAAGGAUGAUCGUUACUACCAACGGUAACGCAGAAAUACCUGAAGAUAACGAAAUGCAGACAUUUUCGUCGUCUACACUGAUUCAGAUCCUACGUAAAUGUAAUUCCUUCUUUAUCCAAGGUUUGGUUAGCGUGCAGGGGGAGUGUCGUCCAUUGAUUACCUGUGGCAGACAGGUCGGAAUCAUUAGACCAGAUGUCGCCUGCUGUCUUCUGGACUACCCACAGGUCUUCACUGCCACGCCUGAUGCUUUCAUUAUCAAUCCGCAGCUGAACUCGUACGCAUCGAGAUCCAGCGCCCUCGACUACGUGCUGCGCGACCUCCGGGCCAAGAACGUGCUGGCGGCCCUCCGCGGGUGGCGCGAGGAGUGCUUCAACGUGUGGGCCGAUUUCGGGGCCGAACCGCUCUUCAAGAUCGAAAGGUCUGCGGCGACUGUCUUGGGCGUGAGGGCGUAUGGUGUCCACGUGACAGGUUACACAUAUCGAGAUGGCAAGAUGAUGAUAUGGUUGCAGAAAAGGUCAAUAGAUAAGCCUACAUACCCUGGCAUGAUGGACACUAUGGUCGGCGGUGGCCUCACGGCAGGACUGAAGCCUUCCGAUGUGUAUGUAAAGGAGGCCUACGAGGAGGCUUCCCUCCCUGAGCACCUGCUCAAGAACGGCCGUCAGGCGGGGACGGUCUCAUUUUUCACGGAGUCUGAGCGCGGCCUCCAUGCCAACACAGAGUUUGUGUACGAUGUUGAACUUCCUUCUGACUUCACCCCGAGUAAUAAUGAUGGAGAAGUUGAGGGCUUUGAAUGCAUUCCAGUUGAGGAACUCCUUGAACGGGCCACGUCUAGCAAAUACAAGUUGACAUCUGUGCCAGUGGCUGUGGAUUUCUUAGUUCGCCAUAGUUACAUCAACCCAGAAACUGAAAAGGAAUUCCCUACACUCAUGGAGCUCUUACACGUUCCACUAAAUCAGUUGUACCGAAGAUGGCCACACAGCAGGUUCCAGGCCUCCCCUACUCCUUCACUUAUUACAGAUGUUUGAGUGUGGAAAUUGUGGACAGAUGUUUGAGGGAAAAUAGUACUAAAUUAUGUUGGUAAUUUCUGUGUUGAUUUUCUUUGGAUUUUUAUAUUUCUAUUCUUAGUUCUUUAGUUUGAAAGGUGAAAUCAAAAUAACUCAAGACCAAAAGCAGUAGCUGUAAGUUUUAUUACAGUGUUAGUUUAUCUUUUGGCUGUAGAUUUGUUUUCCAAAACUAUUUCUCUAAAAAAAAUCAGCUCCUUUUUUCUUACAACUUUAUAAACUAGUUUUAAGAUAUUUUUUAAAAAUAUGACAAUGAAAUAUAGUUCAAUAAAUAUAGUUUGUAAUGUGUAAAAAAUAUAUAAAAGGAAUAUUUUAGUAGAAAUUGCCAAGUACUUUAAAGUGUUUAAAUAUGCCUCAAGAUGAGAAGACAAGGGUAACAAAAUAUCUUUUACACAGAUUAUGAGUGAAAUUAACAAUAUAUAUAUAUGAAUGAUUAGUAAAAAUAAUGAUAAGUGUUUUUUUUAUCUUAAUUAUCUGAAGUAUAAGAGCAUCAAUUUCCUGCUUGUCUGUAAACUUUUGCAUGCUUCUCAGUUGCAAAUUUAAUUGCUUCUAUCUGAUGUGUCCCCUUUAACCCAAAUGUACUCCGAAUGGUAUGAUAUACACGUCAUGUCGACUAUGACUUUAGUUUAUUAAUUGUAUUUCCUGGCUCCACAAGUACUUAUUUACCAAGGAGUUAAUUACUAGUCUCACCUGUCUCACCUGCUCACCCUUUUCCUUGAUUUUCUUUUAUUUCUGCUAUUAGUAUAUUAAAAUGUAUUAUAAUAAACACCAUGUAAAUGAUGACAAUAACAGUAUCAAACAGUAUUGACAUUAAUAGCAUUAGAAAAAAUUCAAGGAAUGAGGAAAUCAGGUGAGGUCGCUAAUCAACUUCUAGGGUGAGGAGCACUUACAGAGCCACUUGUGUGCACAUUUUACAAAAAAAAUACAGUGGAAAGUACAUGUACCUGCAGCCAAUGGGUUAAGUCUAAGUAUCUGUAGUUUAGCUUUAUAUUAAGCAACUUAAAAAUAUAUAUGUAUAUUGAUGUACGUAAUUUUUUUUUUUUUGUCAAGAAACUUUGUUGUAAAAUAUAAAUUGAUAAUAUUAUAUUACAGGAAACUAGAACAAUCUUUACAGUACAUACAUGGAUCUCUCCCAACUGUACUGUGCAAUUCUGUUCAUUUUCUUUAAAUUUGAAAUAACGUUUCUUCAUAUUUAAUUAUACCUUCAUUUCAUUCUAUUUCUCCAAAAGAGUGCUUCAACUGUGACUUUAAGUAGAGGACACUUUUUUAUUGGCAGCCUUUACUCUCUGGGUCUCAUUGUCUCUUUACAUUACUUUAUUGUAUAGGGCAGUGUUUUAAAAAGGAUGAAUUUUAGACUCCAUAUUAUGACAUAGGAAAUUUUUUUUCACUAUUGCACCUGGAUUUUUUCUUCUCUUUUUCCUUUAUUUGGUUAAUUCAACCAGACUAUCUGUAACGAUCUCAUCAUUGUCUUUACUUUUAUGUUGUGUGAAAAUCUCACUGGUAAUGGCAAAAGUUGGUCAAAUCUUUACAUAACUACAGUAUCUUAUUGUGAUAAAAACUAGACAAAUAAGUAGCUAUAGAUUCAGACAUUUUAGUUUUGUGUGGGGCGAGCGCAGAAUUGUACUCGUUUGUUAUUUUGUAAAUAAAAAUCUUAAAGUACAUAUUUUUAAUAAAGAAUCAUACUGCUGUA
Penaeus indicus is the source of this 2879-nucleotide messenger RNA. RefSeq lists its product as uncharacterized. The record is from RefSeq and is a predicted model, not a curated record. The transcript has 6 exons. Gene Ontology annotation, molecular function: 8-oxo-dGDP phosphatase activity. Bases 134 to 1153 code for a protein of 339 amino acids. NCBI's taxonomy places the organism in Eukaryota, Metazoa, Arthropoda, Malacostraca, Decapoda, Penaeidae.